Messenger RNA from Penaeus chinensis, 558 nucleotides. Its product is annotated as luc7-like protein 3. The record is from RefSeq and is a predicted model, not a curated record. Bases 1 to 558 code for a protein of 185 amino acids. NCBI's taxonomy places the organism in Eukaryota, Metazoa, Arthropoda, Malacostraca, Decapoda, Penaeidae. The transcript has 2 exons.
AUGGAAGAUGGAGAAGACAGAAGCAGAAGGGGACAGAAGAAGAUAAAGAAGAAGAAGAAGAAGAAAAAGGAGACCGCAGCAGAAGACCGAUGGCAGAAGCAGAAGAAGAAGACGCAAGUGGAAGUCGAAGCAGAAGUGCGCAGAGGCAGACAGGACAAGAGGGGAAGACACGAGGAAGAGAGGAAGAGAAGACGCCGGGACAGAAGACCUCUGACCGCCGACGCAGCACGACUGAGAAGAAGAAGAAGAAGAAGACGAAGCGACGGAAACAGAAGUGAAGGGCGAGUGAAGAAGACAGAUGGGAGAAGCGUCGAAGAGCCGCAGAAGACGAAGAUGGAAGAAGCAGUAGCAAGGGGCCGAAGGACAAGACCGACGUCGGAGGACGACGACGAGCCGCACAGAAGUAGACGGAGAAAGACGAAGACGAAGCAGACGAACGACGAAGACCGAAAACAGACAGGGCAGAAGAAGAAGACAAGACACCGACGACGUGACAGCCCAGCGAAUACCACGCAGACGCGGGAGACAGGCAGCAGACAUCUUUCAGGCUUUAUGUGA